Castor canadensis (American beaver) is the source of this 1038-nucleotide messenger RNA. NCBI's taxonomy places the organism in Eukaryota, Metazoa, Chordata, Mammalia, Rodentia, Castoridae. The record is from RefSeq and is a predicted model, not a curated record.
AUGUCUUUACCAAGAUUUCAAAAAGUAAACUUUGGAGCAUAUGAUAAUUAUAUUCCAGUCAGUGAAUUAAGCAAAAAAUCAUGGAAUCAGCAACAUUUUUCCUUGGCAUUUCCCAAACCACAACGUCCAGGAACAAAAAGGAGAUCAAUACCUUCCCAACUACGUGACAAUACAGUUCCUAAAACUGAUGAAAAAAAAUUGGGAUUUCAUAGACCGCCGUUAUGGAUGCACCGUUCUUUAAUGAGAAUUUCUGAAAGACCAUCUGUUUAUUUAGCUGCCAGGAGGAAGCCUCCAUCUAAACCCUCUCUUUCCCUGAAGGAGGAUUCUAAAGAUGUACGUGUAAAGGGACCUUUAUCUCCAGAAACUGGUAAGAAAAAAGACAGAGAUAUAUCAGAUUCAGAAUCAGAAUCCAAAGGUAGGAAAAAAGAUGCAAAGAACAAGGAAUCAGUCACAGAAUACAAAGAUGAAAAAUCUGGCACAAAGAAAGAUGCCAAAAAAGGGAAAAAAGAUGCGAAGAGCAAGGAUUCAACCACAGAAUCUGAAGAUGGAAUAGCUGGCAAAAAGAAAGAUUCCAAAAAAGGGAAAAAAGACUCAAAGGGUAAGGAAUCAACCACAGAAUCUGAUGAUGGAAAAGCUGGAGCAAAGAAAGAGUCCAAAAAAGGGAAAAAAGAUUCAAAGAAGAUCAAAGAAGGACCUAUAGAUUCAGAAGCUGAAAAGGGAGAUGCAAAAAAGGUUAAGGAUGACAAGAAAGGUGAUGAGUCAAAAGAUGCCAAGAAAGAUGCCAAGAAAGAUGCAAAGGACAAAAAAGAUAAGAAAGAUGAAAAGAAGGCAGCUAGUGGAGACAGUGAAUCAAAGGAGGACUCCAAGAAAGAUUCCAAAAAAAAUAGAAAGAAAGACAGCAAGAAGAAAGAAGUCAAGAAAGACACAGAUACAGAAUCUUCUGAAUCAAAGAAAGAUGAAAAGAAAGGCUCCAAGAAGGAUUCCAAGAAGGGUGCCAAGAAGGCAAAGAAGGAAGGAAGGAAGGAAGAAAAGAAGAAA